Molecule: messenger RNA, 1640 nt
Organism: Rhododendron vialii
Lineage: Eukaryota; Viridiplantae; Streptophyta; Magnoliopsida; Ericales; Ericaceae
Product: metalloendoproteinase 4-MMP-like
Exons: 1
Coding region: 147-1208 (353 amino acids)
Biological process (GO): proteolysis; collagen catabolic process; extracellular matrix organization
Cellular component (GO): extracellular matrix
Molecular function (GO): metalloendopeptidase activity; zinc ion binding
Source: RefSeq, a predicted model, not a curated record
UGAACUCCCAUACAUAAUACAUGUCCAAUUCUUUAUAUAUUAAUCAAAAAAUUAGCAGUCCUAAUAAAACUUCCUCCACCAGUGUGUGUAAAUAAAUCCCAAAUUAAAAAGGCUCCAAUCUCGAACGAAAAUAACUAACCCAAACCAUGUUUGGGUUUCUCAGCUAUUUCUCCAUCCUCUCCUUCUCUCUCCUGCUCUCUCUUCCCUGUUUUCCCGCCAGAACUCUACCUUACCCGUCAACCGAAUUAACCGCCCACCCAGACCGACACAACGACACGUGGCGAGACUUCGUCAAGUUCCUCGACGCCGGGAGGGGGAGCCACGUCAGCGGCAUGUCGGAGCUGAAAAAGUACUUCCAGCGGUUCGGGUACCUCGAACGGUUACCCAAACCGAACUUAACCGAUGUCUUCGACGACCGCUUCGAAUCCGCGGUCGUAAAUUACCAGAAGGCCCUCGGUCUCCCCGUCACCGGAAAACUCGACUCUGGCACCGUUUCCCAAAUCAUGGCCCCGCGUUGCGGCGUCGCCGACCCCGUUCGCGCAACAAAGCGCUACGCGUACUUCUACGGCGAGCCGAGGUGGGCCCGUUCGCCUCCUCCGAUGACGUUAACCUACGCGUUAUCACCCGAGUAUUCCAUCGAUUACAUAGCUCAGUCGGACAUAGAAUCGGCGUUCGAGAGGGCGUUUUCGCGGUGGUCGGCCGUGAUACCGGUGAAUUUCACGGCGGCGGAGGACUACUGGGCGGCGGACAUAAAGAUCGGGUUCUUCGGCGGGGACCACGGGGACGGGGAGCCGUUCGACGGGGUGCUGGGGGUGCUGGCACACGCUUUCUCGCCCGAAAACGGGAGGCUCCACCUCGACGCAGCGGAGACGUGGGCCGUCGACUUCAGGUCGGAGAGGUCGAGGGCGGCCGUCGACUUGGAGUCUGUGGCGACCCACGAGAUCGGGCACGUGCUCGGGCUGGCCCACACUCCGGUGAGAGAAGCGGUCAUGUAUCCGAGCCUAAGUCCGCGGACGAAGAAGGUGGACCUUACGGUUGACGACGUGGAAGGAGUCCAGUUCUUGUACGGGUCUAAUCCCAAUUUCAAGCUCAGCUCUUUGUUGGAGUCUGAGACGUCUUCUUCGAGCCUGGCCGUUGGAUUCGGAACGGGGUCUUUGUGGGCGGCUGCUUUGGUCAUGAUGGUUUUGACGUUUGUUUGGUGGUGGUGAUCAUUAUUCUUUCAAGUCAUUAUCCUUACUGAGGCUCGUGAAUAAGUUCUUUACGAAUGAACUGAAUUGCGACUGUUCUGGAAAAGUUUCAUUAACAUCCGACGGUCACGAUACAUUUUCGUAAAACUUUAUUUACGGAGCUUUGUGAAUAAGAUUCUCUUAUUCAACAGUCCGGGAGUACCGUCACGUGGUACUCCGAACCAUUUUACAACCAUACAUUUUUGCGAGGUUCAUUCACUUAGUGAUAUACGCUACAAAAAUAUGUGAUUGUAAAGUGAUCUAGAAUACUACGUGGUGGUACUUAUGAACAAUUGUAUAAUUUCACUUUUCUUUCUCUUUCAUUUUUUUUUUUUUGGGUCCCAUUGAUACUUUAAACUGUACAUACAAACAUUCACAAAUCAGUGGAAUUAAAGAAUUCGUCUGUUUCUUCUC